Molecule: messenger RNA, 936 nt
Organism: Colletotrichum fioriniae
Lineage: Eukaryota; Fungi; Ascomycota; Sordariomycetes; Glomerellales; Glomerellaceae
Biological process (GO): transmembrane transport
Cellular component (GO): membrane
Molecular function (GO): transmembrane transporter activity
Source: RefSeq, a predicted model, not a curated record
AUGAUUGUUCUACUCGUCACGACCGAGGACAAGAACAGCGCUGAGAGCGUCUUCUUGGAGUUUCAGAACACUUCGGGCUGGCCAACCAACGGGAUCGCCUUCUGGAUUGGCCUAAUCACGGCAUGCGCUGGAUUUGGCGGCAUCCACUCUGUCGUCAUGUUCAGCCAGGAGACCAAAGACGCAGCAAAGAAUAUUCCGCGGGCGAUUCUAUGCUCUUUGGUCAUCAACGCGCUGCUGUGCCUGCCCUGGGUGCUCGCACUGCUCUUCUGUACCGGCAGCUUGGACCGCCUGUUGCAGUCACCUGUCAGCUUCGUCAGUCCGAUGGCACAGAUUUACCUGAACUCAACAGAAAGUAUCUCCGCAGCGGUAUUUCUACAGAUUAUGACCUUCACCGUUGGCGCCGGAGCAAGUAUGAACCUCGUUGGCUCAGCGGGACGCGCCAUCCACUCGGCCGCCCGCGAUGGCGCUUUACCCCUGAUGCUAUCCAAGAUUCAUCCAAAAUGGAACGUUCCCGUACGGGCGCUCUUCGUGACAUACGUCGCCUUAUGUCUCAUCUGCCUGAUCUACAUAUGGAAUACUACGGCAUUCUUCGCCUUUCUAUCGGCCUUUCUCAUCCUACAGAUGGUGUCGUAUAUCAUUCCAAUCGGGCUAUUGAUGUACCACUCCAUUGGCAAGGAGUUUGAGCUUGGGCCUUGGCAGAUGGGCCCUCUCCGUGUCGUCAUUCACACAAUCUCAGUGGCAUGGUGCCUCCUGUUGAUCGUCUUCCCGUCGUUCCCGACUACACUGCCAGUAACGGCGGCGAACAUGAAUUACUCGAGUGUCAUUGUCGCCGGCAUUUUUGCGCUAGCGACAGCUCUUUACUUUUCUUAUGCCCGAGGACGAUUCACAGGACUCACACUGGAACCUUUGGUAGGCGUCAGUGUCGGCGAGAAAUGA